Crotalus tigris (Tiger rattlesnake) is the source of this 2771-nucleotide messenger RNA. RefSeq names its product leucine rich repeat containing 58 (gene LRRC58). NCBI's taxonomy places the organism in Eukaryota, Metazoa, Chordata, Lepidosauria, Squamata, Viperidae. Gene Ontology annotation, molecular function: protein binding. Bases 66 to 1145 code for a protein of 359 amino acids. The record is from RefSeq and is a predicted model, not a curated record. The transcript is spliced from 4 exons.
CGUUCUGCUACUCAGGGCCCUACGAGCGCGAUCGUACGCAGGUUCCGGGGCUCGGUCUUGAUGAGAUGGCGGAGGAAGGAGUGCAGGCCGAAGCCGAAGCCCGACGAGCGGGCGAGGAAGGCGAGCUGCGGGUGAGGGGCGUCGCGGAGCCGUCCUCGCGGCGCCUGGUGCUCCCCCCCUCCUGGCUGUCCCCGGCGGGCGAGUUGCCCGCGAGGCUAGGGAGCUGGUAUCCGGCCCUAGAGGUCUUGGACGUGAGCGGGACGGGGCUGUCGGUGCUGGGCCCCGAGCUGCUGGACCUGGCGCAUCUGCACACGCUGCUGGCGAAGAACAACCGGUUGGGGUCCCGCGGGUCGCUCCCGAAGGGCCUGGCCAGCGCCCCCCUGGGCCAGUCCUUGCGCCUCCUCAACUUGAGCGGCAACCGCUUCACGUACUUCCCAGCCUCGCUCCUGGGCCUCUCCCGCCUCCAGAGCCUCAGCCUGGGGAGCAACCGGCUCCAGAGCAUCCCCCCCGCCAUCCAGGAGCUCAGCAGUUUAGAAUUUUUAUAUCUUGGAGGAAAUUUCAUUACUUCCAUUCCACCAGAGUUAGCAAACCUGUCUUCACUAAGUUACCUAGUCCUCUGUGAUAACAGGAUACAGAGUAUUCCACCUCAGUUGGCACAGUUGCAUUCACUUCGCUCUCUUAGCCUCCACAAUAACUUACUGACAUAUCUUCCUCGGGAGAUCCUCAAUCUAGUUCAGCUUGAAGAACUGAGUUUGCGUGGGAAUCCUUUGGUUGUGAGGUUUGUCCGUGAACUGACCUACAAUCCUCCAAGCCUCCAAGAACUGGCUGGACGCACUAUCAAAACUCGCAAUAUUCCUUAUGUUGCUAGUGAUCUCCCUGGAAAUCUCCUUCGAUAUUUGACUCUGGCCAGCAAUUGUCCUAAUCCUAAGUGUGGAGGAGUCUACUUUGACAGCUGUGUCCGCCAAAUAAAAUUUGUCGAUUUCUGUGGGAAGUACCGUGUUCCACUGAUGCACUACCUUUGUUCCCCUGAGUGUUCUUCCCCUUUCAGUUCUGCAUCUCAGAGUUCUAAUUCCCAGAGUGAAUCUGAUUCAGAAGAUGAAGCCAUUGUUGCUGCACGCAGAAUGCAAAAGGUUCUUUUGGGAUAGGAAGAAAAGAUAAUACAAGAAGCAAGUGCCUGAUGUCCUUUGGAAUGGGCUUGCCUAUAUUAUAUUAUUCACUGAAAAUGCACCUGUAGAAUUAUCCAUGAGAAAGCCACUAAAUGCCUUAGAGGGAAAUUAGUGUAAAGACAUCUUACAGCUUGCUACCUGGAAGGACACUCUUAAAGCUUGAGAUGUUUCAGGAAUUCUUGGCACUGGUGACUUGUUAGAGAUGUUUUAAACCAGGGGUGUCAAACUGCCAGCCUCUAGGCCAGAUGCGUCAUGCCGAAACUGCGCCUACCCCAUUGCCGGCAAUGGAAAAAAAUUGCGAUAUGUCGCGACACGUCAUGUGACAUUGCAAGUUUGAUACUCCUGUUUUAAACUUCAGUUCUGAGACUGACUUUAAGGUGGAUUUUCUUUAAUCACUGUGAUAACAUGCUUAUCUAAGAAUACAGAGUAGGAGUUCUUUAGUAAUGUGUUUAGCAACUGUUGUACUUGAAUAUUGUUCUUCCCAUAAAGCUGCUUGGGCUUUAUAUAUUUAUUUUUUAGCAAAAUUCCUCCAAAACGCACAAAUAUCAAAAUGUGUUACUUCCUUCUUAUUUGGUUUCACUGCCUAUGAUCAAAUGCUAUGCUAUAAUAGCGUUAAUGUGCCUUUCCAUAUUUUUAUACCAGCUUCAUUUUUCUGUCCUUCAGUGCAUUGUUAAAUCAUACCUCCAAACAUUUGGCAGCAAAAUUAUUGCUUUUUGGUAGCACUUUUCCUAUUUUUUUGACCCAAGAACUGAAAUAGGUAUAUUAAUGCAGGGCAAAAGACAGACAGAAAAAUUGUAUUUUGUCAGGUAAAUUGCCCCAGUUUCCUCCACAGGGGCUAAAUUCACUCGGCUGCUGCAGUGCUCCCUAUGGCUUGUGCUCUUGAAAGUUGUGGUUCACCAGAAUUGGGAGUUUCUAAUUUCUGUGUUAUGCUAUAGUGCAUCACUAGUGCCUUCCUUGGGUUUUCUUCUUGAAGACUACCAUUUUCUAACUUGUGAGAAAUAUAAAGAAUUCACUGUUCAAAUUCAUUUAAAGCAAAAUUGCAUUUUUUUACAUAUACCUUGGUGCCAUUAUUUGCCACCUUUUAUGUUAUGGGUAGCAUUCUAUCAUAUAUAAUUAUCUGUACAUGUAUCCAUAUAUUUAACAUAAUAUAACUUUAUUUUGUAAAAAGUCAGACAUUUUUACCAAUCCGUUUAUUUCUUCUAUUCCCUUUAUUGCAAAGUUACUUACAUUAUAUCCUUCCUCUCUUCCCUUGUUCAUACUCAAAUUUGAUCUUAUCAUACAUGCAUUGCCUUUUUGUAAGACUUUGACCCAAACUUCCUGCCUCUUACAUUUCUAAGCAUGUUGAAUUGUUGAAGAUACCUCAUAUAUUUAGGGAUACUUCUAGUCUCUACAAAAGAUAAAUAUUCACAGAGGAGUUGCUUUUUAUUAGACAUCACUAAGUUUAUCAGUGACAGUACGUUGGUGAACUUAGGCAAUCAUUUUUUAGCACACAACAGUCGCACUAUCAGACAGUUGUGACUCCCCUUUUCAUACAAUAGAUAUGCUCUUCUCUACAGAUUUGUGGUUUAAUCUUUGUUUUUUUUUUUUGAAGCGGUGUUUCCUUUG